Molecule: messenger RNA, 4088 nt
Organism: Cuscuta europaea
Lineage: Eukaryota; Viridiplantae; Streptophyta; Magnoliopsida; Solanales; Convolvulaceae
Source: the annotation of a GenBank genome assembly
CGAACCGAGCUCACACCAGCACUAUACAAUUCCUAUGUUGAUCUCAACGUGUGAUCUGUAGGACACGUAUAAAUACAGUGGGCUGCUUUCGAUAUUGUCAUUCUUUUCCGAUGAAGGAAAACCCUAGCGCUACACCCCAAUCAAGCUCCUGUACCCCAUCGAUAAAGGAUUCGGCUAUCAGAUCUCACGUUUUGCAUCGUGUAAUUUGAAUUUUUCUUUAUAAAGAUUUUAGGCCUUAUAUGUAGCAUGUAUAGAUCAGAUUUAGAUUCGUAGUCUUUCAUGAUUGUAAUUCUCAUUCACAGAAUCGUGAAUGAGCUAUAUGUUUUUUAGGUUGUCUUUUUCACUUUCUUAUUUCGAAUUUCACGCGAAUUCUUUUUAUAUAGCGUUGUAAUUGAUGUAUCGUAGUCAGGAUUAAGGUUUUGUUUGGGCGUUGAGAGUAAUCGAUGGAGAUGCAAAAUUCUCGUAGGCCAUUUGACAGAUCCAGAGUCGAGCCAGGGCUGAAGAAGCCGAGGUUAGCUGAAGAUCCUUCUACGGAUCGUGCCUCGAAUGGAGGGAGCACGAUACAGCCACGGUUGUUAGCUUCCGGCUCAGUAGCUUCAAGAUUUCGAGCUGGUGAGAGAGGAGGGGAUUCCGAGAGUAAUGAUUCUGUUCGUGGAGCGUAUCCACAACUACAACAGCAGCUUAAUCAUCAGGAGCUGGUCAGUCAGUAUAAGACAGCUUUGGCCGAGCUUACAAUCAAUUCAAAACCAAUAAUUACCAAUUUAACUAUCAUAGCUGGAGAGAGUAUGGCAGCUGCAAAGGCUAUUGCAGCCACCAUCUGUGCCAACAUUCUUGAGGUUCCGAGCGAUCAAAAGCUCCCAUCUCUCUAUCUUUUGGACAGUAUUGUGAAGAAUAUUGGGAGGGAUUAUAUUAAGUAUUUUGCUAUCAGGCUACCUGAGGUUUUCUGCAAGGUGUACAGACAGGUGGAUCCAUCAAUACAUUCUAGCAUGCGGCAUCUUUUUGGAACUUGGAAGGGUGUAUUCCCUCCACUAACACUUCAAUUGAUAGAGAAAGAGCUUGGAUUUACAGUGGCCAAUGGUUCAUCUUCUGGGACAACUAGAAAUGAGUCGCAGAAUUCUCGUCCUGGACGUAGUAUUCAUGUUAAUCCCAAGUAUUUGGAGGCUAGGCAGAGCCUGCAGCAGCCACCCCGGGCUAAAGGAACUGCGGGUGGCAUCAGUUCAAGUUAUGUAAGCUCACCUGAGGACGUUGAUAGACUGGAGAGAAGAAGCAGUGUUAGUUCUGGUCCUGGAAAAUCAUGGGUGGAUCCUCCUAUUAAGAAUAUUAACCAUCUUCAGAAAAGUCAGUUCAAUGAACCUGUCACUGAGAAAGCCUUAAAUGCAGAGAAAACUGUGAAUGUAUCAUAUGCAGAUUCUACAUAUGGUUCUGAGAUGUCAAGGCGGCCUAUAUUACUUGCAGAAAGAACUAGUGAAAAAUACAAGAAACAAGGAUUUGACAAACCUUGGUAUGAUUCUGACAGCAGUGCCGCAGGCUUAAUCUCGGGUGAAAGGAAUGGUUAUGAUCUCAAGCAUGGUUUUCAAAACUAUCCCACCCACAAAUCUGCAAGUGCUGAAGUAUAUCCACAAGAUUCUACCAAUAGAGUUAGCCCUGGGUUGAAUGGGAGCUGGAAAAAUUCUGAUGAGGAAGAAUAUGCAUGGGAUGAUAUGCAUUCGAGAUUGCCCAAUCAUGCUAUUGCGAAAAACACUGUUAAAGAUCAUUGGGCAAAUGAUGAUGUUGAAAGAGCGGAUUUGCAAACCCAGCUACGGAGAUUUCAAAGCAAAAGGGAUGCUGGUGUGUCUGGCUUCCAUCCUGAUGCUUCAACUGUUUCAUCAAUUGGGGGAGAGGGAUCACCACUGUGGCCAAGAGAGGUGCAAACAUCAGAUACUGUUACUGCUUCAGAACUGGCUUCUAGAGGCUUUUUGAGGCACUCUGAGGGCUAUGAUAAUUCUCUCAGUGGUAGGUUUCCAAAUGCUGUGAAUCCGAUUUCCCAAACGAGAUUUGGACUAUCAUCAUCAAAUGCUCUGCCUCUUUUGGAAAAGGAGUCUAGGGGUGCUGCAUCUCCCUCUGCACAGUCACCUAUGGACCAGCUUCCACCAUCACCGCCUAAUGAUCAAGCGUCGUUCAACAUAACUGAGCAAGACCAUGCAGACACUAGAACCUCUCAUAUUUCAAGGAGGUCAAGCUUAGACCCCCGUCAGAGAUUAUAUCAGGAUAAUAGUACUACUCAGCAAACACUCCCUAACAAUGUCCAUUUUGUUGGUAAUUCACAGAGAACAAAUUCUUCCUCCGGUUUAUCAUAUCCUUCUCCUUCAAUGACAUCCUCUCAAGGGAGGAGUUUUGCUCCCUUCCCUAAGCAGCCAGAACUGAAAGCCAAGGUGGCUGAGUAUCUUGAUCAAGGCCGGGAACUACCAAUUUCUCAAAUUCCAGGUGUUACAGAGCUAUCAUCACUUCAUGCAAGUUCGUCACCUGGCCUUUCGAGUGUCCGUAGUGCUGAAUCCCCCUUGCAAGCAACUACUAGCAGUUUGCUAGCUGCUGUCAUGAGUAGUGGCAUUUUGGGUACUACAAAUCCUCCUGUAAUAACUGACAACUUGCCAAGGUUGAAUUCUGGAGAUGCAGCAGGACCUUUGUCAUCUCAAUCAGACUCCCACCCUCUUCUACCAGCUCUUAAUCCUGUUUCUACUAAGAGCAACCAGCCAUUAGAGGGGAGUGUAUCAGUUCGAACUACAGGCUCCCAGGGAGGACACAUGGAAAGGCCAUCUUUGCCACCUGGCCGAAUUCCUUCUGCCUCAAGUCCAGUCUCAAGCCUUUUGAGUACAUUGGUGGAGAAGGGGUUGAUAACUGCAUCAAAAGAGAAGUCUCCAACAUCUAAAGCUCUCAUCCAGAGUCCAACUGUGAAUAUUACUUCCGGACCUGCUCCAGCAUUUUCACUUUCUAAAGGAAAUUCGUCAUUGUCGAAGAAGUAUGACCAGGUUCUUGCAAAACCUGCUGCUAAAACAUCUGAUGCCUUACUGCAGCCUAUUGCAAGAGAUAAAAAAAGCCUGAUUGGGUUGAUGUUUAAGCCAGAUGUUAUUCGGCAGCCACAUCCCACCGUGAUUGAUGAUCUAUUAGAUGAUCUUCCUCAUCAAUGUCAUGUAUGCGGUCUUAAACUUAAGCUUGAAGAACAACUUGAUAAGCAUUUGAAUUGGCACGAAGCAAGAAGCCCAGAUGUGAAAAUGUUGAAUAAGGCUUCUAGGAAGUGGUUUGUAAACUCAACAGAAUGGGAUGUUGGAAAUACGAGCAGUUUAAUCGGAUGUCCUGCCAAAAAUUUAGAAUGUAAUGAAAUGGAUAUGGUCCCUGCGGAUGAAAGCCAGUGUUUGUGCAUCUUGUGCGGUCAGCUUUUCGAGGAUGUUUUCUGCGAGGAGAAGGAUCAGUGGAUGUUCAAAGGUGCUGUUUAUGCGAUUAGUCAAUAUUUGGGUAACCAGAUGUCAAGAAAUGAACCUAGCCCUGCUCCUCAAGGUCCCAUCGUCCACAAAAACUGCAUUACUGAGACUUCUCUUCAUGAUUUGGGGCUGGCUGAGGACAUUAAGGAGGAAGAUUGAUGCCUGUCCAAACUCCAAAUGCAUAAUUCUGGAGACUGGAUGGUAACAGCAUAUACACUUCAAGGUAUUUACUCUAUGACCUGCUUGGUCGUGAAAAAUCCGUGGCUCUUUUGGUAAUUACCGGCUUUAGUCCAGAUGAUGAAAAAUAUUGAAUGAGCAUAUGGCAAUAGUCUCUCUUUGUCAUCACUGUUCUUUUAUGUCUUUGUCUCCCUGCAUAGCCUGAGAUGGUGCCCUCCCUCCGAAGGGGAGAAUUUUGGUCAUUGAUGGGUAAAGUCUCGUUAGUAUGCUGGUGUGGCCUUUUUAUUUCUGGUGAUAUGCAUCUUAUAUUCACCUUCGUUGCCCUUGAUGCUAGAAUGCCAAGGGUUUUCAGGAAAAUGUUGGUGUACUGCAUCAAAUUGUUGUAAAUGAACAAUGAAAAACAGAUUUGAGAGAAAUGGUUCAAUGUCUUGAUUUCACCUUUUCAUUAAAAGAAAC